AUGGGCUACAUUUAUGAGGGGAUGGAUAGGGUGAAGGAGGCCAUUAGAGCCAUUUAUUUUGGGAAUCAUGUUCAGUAUCGUCCUAUAUGGGAGGUCAUUGAUCGACGAUGGCACAAUCUACUUGACAGGCUUAUACAUGCAACUGCCUACUACCUUAAUUCGGGAUUCCAAUUUCGCCCGGAUUUCAAGGCCAAUGAUGAGGUGUUGAGUGGGCUUUACGAAGUUGUAGAGCGAAUGUCACCUGAUUUAUUAGUUGGAGCACACAUAGUCCGUGAGGUAGAGAUGUUUAGGAAUGCACAAGGAGACUUCUUCUCACGAGACAUAUGCAAGCAAAACCGGACACAAAUGAUGUCAGAUGUUUGGUGGGAGAUGUUUGGUAAUAAGGUGCCAAAUCUACAAAAGAUUGCAAUUCGUAUCUUGAGCCAGCCAUGUAGUGCUUCAAGAUGUGAGCGCAAUUGGAGCAUGUUCGAGCAUAUUCACUCCAAAAAGCGCAAUAGGUUGGCAAUUGAAAAGUUGAAUGAUUUUGUGUUCGUUCAUUACAACCUUCGCCUCCAUCACAAACAGAUCUUGGGCACUGACACAUCUCCUAUCACUUUAGAGGAGGUUGAUCCAGAGGGAGAGUGUAACACUGAGCUUGAUAAUCCUGUCUUCAAUGAUGAAGACUUAGACUAG
Molecule: messenger RNA, 672 nt
Organism: Cryptomeria japonica (Japanese cedar)
Lineage: Eukaryota; Viridiplantae; Streptophyta; Pinopsida; Cupressales; Cupressaceae
Exons: 2
Coding region: 1-672 (223 amino acids)
Molecular function (GO): protein dimerization activity
Source: RefSeq, a predicted model, not a curated record